Molecule: messenger RNA, 567 nt
Organism: Spodoptera littoralis (African cotton leafworm)
Lineage: Eukaryota; Metazoa; Arthropoda; Insecta; Lepidoptera; Noctuidae
Source: the annotation of a GenBank genome assembly
AUGACAAAUACGACAGAUGCGACUGAUACGACAAAUACGACCGACACGACAGUUACGACCGAUACGACAAACACGACCGAUAUGACAAAUACGACAGAUACGCCAAACACGAGCGAUACGACAGAUACGUCCGACACGACAAACACGACAGAUACGACAAACACGACAGGUACGACCGAUACGACAGAUACGACUGACACGACAAAGACAACAGAUACGACAAACACGAACGACAAGACAGAUGCGAUCGAAAUGACUGACACGACAAAUACGACAAACACGACCGAUACGACCGAUACGACAGAUACGACCGAUACGACAGAUACGACCGAUACGACACAUAAGAGAAACAUGACAGAUAGGACAAAUACGAUCGACACGACAAAUACGACCGACACGGCAGAUACGACAGAUAUGAUAAAUAAAGAACGACACGACCGACACAAAACAUACAACAGCACCACAGAUAGGACAAACGUGACUAGACUAAGUCUAAAGCUAAGCCGCGGAAACAACGAGAAAUUCUCACUAAAGCCUACGGAAUGUACUCAUAAAGUUUCUUACUAA